AUGCCAACCCAAAAAUUCUACUUUCCAACACCCAUCUCUUUCCUCCUCAUUGUUCUUUCUCCCUUUCUAUUUGUGACAGCUUCUGGCUAGGGAUCAGUAGGUCCAAUCGCCGCGGCUUUUGGAGGAAAUGGCUUUUUUUGUGCCAUCGAUGCUGGUGGGAAAGAAGAGAUUAUUUGUUGGGACAAAACCAACAAAACUUCUUCAAUACCCACAUUCAGUUUUAUUCCCUCCAUGGCUUCUCUCUCUGGUGGUGAAGGCUUUCUUUGUGGUAUUACUUCGAAUAAUUCAGAAGCAUUUUGUUGGGAUUCCUUGAAUUUUGGUAUAAAUCUUGUUCCUAAAGCUUUUAGAGAUAAUUCUUACUCGCAAAUAGCUGCAGGGAAAACUCAUGUUUGUGCUAUUAAAGGGUCUUAUUUUUCAAGUACUAAUUAUUUUGGUUAUGUAGAUUGUUGGGAAUUUCAUCAAACGUUUGAUAAAAGUAAUGUUACUAUGAGUUUUAUUAGUGAUCAUUAUGUUAACAAUGUUAAGAAUAUUGUUUCUGGCGAUGGUUUUAGUUGUGGGGUUGUUAAGGAAAAUGGGGUGGUUUUUUGUUGGGGGCCUAAAUCAGGCAACUUGGGAAUUUUCAAUGUGUCCGGUGAGUUUGAGGUUUUAGCUUCUGGAAAAAGUUCAGUUUGUGGUAUUUCUAGGAUAUCUGGUGAAGUUGAAUGUUGGGGUGAUUCAAGUGAGUUUGGGCUUCUGCCACGUGGGACCCAGUUUGUUAGUUUAUCAGCUGGUGGACAACAUUUUGGCGGCAUUCGUGAAGUUGAUCAUGGAAUCGAAUGCUGGGGAAAAAACAGUAAUGUUUCCUCAGUGCCACAGGGUUCUGGGUUUGUGGCUAUUGCUUCAUCAGAUUUUACGACUUGUGGGGUUCGAGAAGUUGACUUGGUUCUUGAUUGUUGGGGUGUGAAUGAGCAGUCUUCGCCUGAUUAUAGUCCACCUUUGCAGCUAUGUAGCCCUGGUGUAUGUUCUCCAAGGUCAUGUGCUAGUGGAAAGUUUGCAUUCAAUGCAAGUAUCCUUAAUGAGCCAGAGCUGACAAGUUUGUGUGCUCAGAAUGAGUUGAAGAUAUGCUUGCCUUGUGGGAGAAAUUGUUCCCAGGGCUACUUUCCUUCAAGCAUGUGUAGUGCCAAUGCAGAUAGAACAUGCACUCCUUGCUCACUUUACCAGAAUAGCUCUUGUUGGUAUGUCUGUAGAGUUCCUUCAUCAUCUAAGACUCGGCAACAGGAGCAACUAGAGAUAAAAAAGCUGGUGAUCAUCAUUGGAUCUUCUGUUUCUGGUUGCUUACUGAUUUUAGUUGCUAGUUGUGUUUUUCCACGAAUCAUCAAAAUCAAAGGUGAAGGAAAAGGUAUAAUUCCAUGCAGUUUUUGCAUAGGCAAACCAGUUGUGGAGGCUGAUCCUGAUCCAAAUCCGCUACCACCUCUAUCUGUAACUACAUAUGUUGGAGAGACCCAAGUGUACCGGCUUUCAGAACUGAAAGAUGCUGCUCAUGGAUUUAAAGAAUUCAGUAAGCUUGGCCGAGGGAGCUUCGGUUCUGUGUACAAAGCUGUUCUUCCUGAUGGUAGGCAAGUAGCAGUCAAGCGAGCUAAUGCUGCUACAAUAAUUCACACCAACAGCCGGGAAUUCGAAGCAGAGUUAGAAAUACUAUGCAAUGUAAAGCAUAGCAAUAUUGUGAACUUACUGGGUUAUUGUGCUGAAAUGGGGGAAAGACUACUGGUUUAUGAAUAUAUGCCUCGUGGCACACUUCAUGAGCAUCUUCAUGGGGACUUCUCACCUUUAGGUUGGGACCUGAGGUUGAAGAUUGCAUUGCAGGCUGCAAGAGGACUUGAUUACCUUCAUAAUGAAGUCACUCCACCCAUUGUUCACCGAGAUGUGAAGACUUCAAAUAUUCUUUUGGACUCUGAAUGGGUGGCAAGAAUAGCAGAUUUUAGGAUCUUAAGUUCUACAGACAAGGAUUUAAGUGGAGAUAUGGAGACUGAUGUUUACAAUUUUGAAAUUGUUCUGCUAGAGAUAUUAAGUGGAAGGAAAGCUUACGAUAGAGACUUCACACCUCCAGGAAUUGUUGAGUGGGCAUUGCCUCUAAUAAGGCAAGGAAAGGCAGCUGCCACUAUCGAUCGAAAUGUGCCUCUACCAAGAAAUGUAGAACCAUUGCUUAAACUUGCUGACUUGGCUGAGCUUUCAUUAAGGGAAAAUCCAAGCGAGCGACCUAGCAUGACUAACCUGGUAAGUUCAUUAGAUCAGAUUGUCAAGUGUGGAUUAAUCUUGUCAUGAAACUUUUAUCAAGAAUUCAAAUAAUUGCAGGGUAUCUCUCAAAAUCAAUAUUGUUUGUAUUUCAAUGAU
Molecule: messenger RNA, 2370 nt
Organism: Durio zibethinus
Lineage: Eukaryota; Viridiplantae; Streptophyta; Magnoliopsida; Malvales; Malvaceae
Source: RefSeq, a predicted model, not a curated record